Molecule: messenger RNA, 8744 nt
Organism: Trichosurus vulpecula (common brushtail)
Lineage: Eukaryota; Metazoa; Chordata; Mammalia; Diprotodontia; Phalangeridae
Gene: NCOA2
Product: nuclear receptor coactivator 2
Exons: 25
Coding region: 451-4845 (1464 amino acids)
Biological process (GO): positive regulation of transcription by RNA polymerase II; cellular response to hormone stimulus
Cellular component (GO): nucleus
Molecular function (GO): protein dimerization activity; nuclear receptor binding
Source: RefSeq, a predicted model, not a curated record
GUAAGUGAGGAGAGGAGGAGGAGGAGGGGAGUCGGGGGGAGGAUCUCCAUUGAAAUAAACAACCAGGCAGCAGUUAUUAACACGGGAACAUGGCGGCCGCAGCCUCCGCUCCAGCUUCGGCCGGGAAGGUCAGCGCCGUCGGCAGCCGCCACCUGACUGACUGACCGACCCACCGAUUUCCCGGAGGCUUGAAAUGUAUCAAAGUACUGAAGACCACACACCAACAACUGGUAGAACUGAUCUGACUGCUAAUUUGAAUCUUGGUAUCAAAAUUCCCUCUAUGUGGGAGGGCAAGAAUUGGAGAAGAGAGAGACUGUGAGCCAGGCAUUGAAGUCACUGAGGAAGGAUUCAGAGUGCCCUGGAAUCUUGAUUGGCGUUCUCUUGUACCUUGCUGCAAAUUUACGGAUCUUUCACGCUGUGUACUGAAUCAGUUGCUGAUAUGUGUUCAAGAUGAGUGGGAUGGGAGAAAAUACCUCUGACCCAUCUAGGGCAGAGACAAGAAAGCGCAAGGAAUGUCCUGAUCAGCUUGGACCCAGCCCUAAAAGGAGCACAGAAAAACGCAACCGUGAGCAGGAAAAUAAGUACAUCGAAGAGCUUGCCGAGCUGAUUUUUGCAAACUUCAAUGAUAUUGACAAUUUUAACUUUAAACCUGACAAAUGUGCAAUCUUAAAAGAAACUGUGAAGCAAAUUCGUCAGAUUAAAGAACAAGAGAAAGCAGCAGCUGCCAAUGUAGAUGAAGUACAGAAGUCUGAUGUCUCAUCUACAGGUCAAAGUGUUAUUGACAAGGAUGCACUUGGACCAAUGAUGCUUGAGGCCCUUGAUGGCUUCUUCUUUGUAGUGAACCUGGAAGGUAAUGUUGUAUUUGUUUCUGAAAAUGUGACACAAUACCUAAGGUAUAACCAAGAAGAGCUGAUGAACACAAGUGUAUACAGCAUCCUGCAUGUAGGGGACCACGCAGAAUUUGUAAAAAACCUGCUACCAAAGUCUUUAGUUAAUGGGGGACCUUGGUCUAAUGAAGCUCCUAGACGGAACAGCCAUACCUUUAACUGUCGGAUGCUAGUAAAACCUCUUACUGAUUCUGAAGAAGAAAGUCAUGAUAGCCAAGAAGCACAUCAGAAAUAUGAAACUAUGCAGUGCUUUGCUGUUUCUCAACCAAAGUCCAUCAAGGAAGAAGGGGAAGAUUUGCACUCCUGCUUGAUUUGUGUGGCAAGAAGAGUUCCUAUGAAGGAAAGGCCAGUUCUUCCCUCAUCGGAAAGCUUUACUACUCGCCAGGAUCUCCAAGGCAAGAUCACUUCACUGGAUACUAGCACCAUGCGUGCAGCCAUGAAACCAGGCUGGGAGGAUUUGGUAAGAAGAUGUAUUCAGAAGUUUCAUGCCCAGCAUGAAGGAGAAUCUGUAUCAUAUGCCAAGAGGCAUCAUCAUGAAGUGCUGAGACAAGGACUGGCAUUCAGUCAGAUCUACCGUUUUUCCUUGUCUGAUGGCACUCUCGUUGCUGCCCAAACGAAGAGCAAGCUCAUUCGUUCCCAGACUACUAAUGAACCUCAGCUUGUAAUAUCCUUGCAUAUGCUUCACAGAGAACAGAACGUGUGCGUAAUGAAUCAGGAUCUGACUGGACAAGCUAUGGGGAAGCCAUUGAACCCAAUUAGCUCUAGCAGCCCUGCCCAUCAGGCCAUGUGCAGUGGGAACCCAGGUCAGGACAUGACCAUCAGUAGCAAUAUAAAUUUUGCCAUAAAUGGCCCAAAGGAACAAAUGGGCAUGCCGGUGGGCAGGUUUGGUGGUUCAGGGGGAAUGAACCAUGUGUCAAGCAUGCAGGCAUCGACUCCUCAGGGUAGUAACUAUGCACUCAAAAUGAAUAGUCCCUCACAAAGCAGCCCUGGCAUGAAUCCAGGACAGCCAAACUCUAUGCUUUCACCAAGGCAUCGUAUGAGCCCUGGAGUGGCAGGAAGUCCUCGAAUCCCACCCAGUCAAUUUUCCCCAGCAGGAAGCUUACAUUCACCUGUGGCCGUCUGCAGCAGCACAGGAAAUAGCCAUAGUUAUACCAACAGUUCCCUAAAUGCACUACAAGCCCUCAGUGAGGGGCAUGGAGUCACUUUAGGGUCAUCGUUGGCUUCACCUGACCUAAAAAUGGGUAAUUUGCAAAAUUCCCCUGUGAAUAUGAAUCCUCCCUCACUAAGUAAGAUGGGAAGCCUGGACUCUAAAGAUUGUUUUGGACUUUAUGGGGAGCCAUCUGAAGGUACAACUGGACAAGCAGAGAGCAGCUGCCAUUCUGGAGAACAGAAAGAAAAUAGUGAUACCAACAUACCCCAGGUUGUCAGUGGUGAAAGGUCUGAUGGACAGAACAGACUCCAUGACAGCAAAGGACAAACAAAGCUCUUGCAGCUCUUGACCACCAAGUCUGAUCAAAUGGAGCCUUCGCCUCUGUCAGGCUCCAUAGGAGAAGCUAAUAAGGACUCCACAGGUGGCUUGGCUGGUUCUGUAUCAACACAUGGAACCUCACUCAAGGAGAAGCAUAAAAUUUUGCACAGACUUUUGCAGGACAGCAGUUCUCCUGUGGACUUAGCAAAGCUUACAGCAGAAGCCACAGGUAAAGAGCUGAACCAGGAGUCCAACAGCACAGGUCCUGGUUCAGAAGUGACUAUCAAACAGGAACCAGUGAGCCCCAAGAAGAAAGAGAAUGCACUACUUCGCUAUUUGCUAGACAAAGAUGAUACUAAAGAUAUUGGUUUACCAGAAAUAACCCCAAAAUUCGAGCGACUGGACAGUAAAACAGAUCCUGCCAGUAGCACAAAAUUGAUAGCUAUGAAAACAGAGAAGGAAGAGAUGACUUUUGAACCUAAUGAACAGCCUGGCAGUGAGCUGGACAACUUGGAAGAGAUUUUGGAUGAUUUGCAGAACAGUCAAUUACCACAGCUUUUCCCAGACACACGGCCAGGUGCCCCGGCUGGAUCAGUAGACAAGCAAGCCAUCAUCAAUGACCUCAUGCAACUCACAGCUGAAAACAGCCCUGUUGCACCUGUUGGAGCCCAGAAACCAGCAUUGCGGAUUUCACAAAGCACUUUUAAUAACCCACGACCAGGACAACUGGGCAGGUUAUUGCCAAACCAGAAUAUACCACUUGACAUCACAUUGCAAAGUCCAACAAGUGCUGGACCUUUCCCACCAAUAAGAAACAGUAGUCCAUAUUCAGUGAUACCUCAGCCGGGAAUGAUGGGUAAUCAAGGGAUGGUAGGAAAUCAAGGAAAUCUAGGGAACAGUAGUACAGGAAUGAUUGGUGGAAAUGCUUCCCGACCUGCAAUCCCAUCAGGAGAAUGGGGAUCCCCGGGCUCCACAGUGAGGGUCACCUGUCCUGCCACAACCAGUGCCAUGAAUAGGCCAAUCCAAGGAGGUAUGAUUCGUAACCCAACUGCCAGCAUUCCUAUGAGACCUAGCAGCCAGCCUGGCCAAAGACAGAUGCUUCAGUCUCAGGUCAUGAAUAUGGGGCCAUCCGAAUUAGAGAUGAAUAUGGGAGGACCCCAGUAUAGCCAACAACAGGCUCCCCCAAACCAGACUGCUCCAUGGCCUGAGAGCAUCUUGCCUAUAGAGCAAGCAUCUUUUGCCAGUCAGAACAGGCAACCGUUUGGUACUUCUCCAGAUGACUUGCUGUGUCCGCAUCCUGCUUCAGAAUCACCAAGUGAUGAGGGAACUCUCCUGGAUCAACUAUAUUUGGUAUUACGGAAUUUUGAUGGCCUUGAAGAAAUUGACCGAGCCUUGGGAAUACCUGAACUAGUUAGCCAGAGCCAAGCUGUUGAUCCAGAGCCAUUCUCAAGUCAAGAAUCCAGCCUCAUCAUAGAGCAAAAACCCCCAGUUUUUCCUCAACAAUAUGCAUCUCAGGCUCAAAUGGCGCCGGGUAGCUAUACACCCAUGCAGGAUCCCAACUUUCAUACACUUGGACAGCGGCCAAGUUAUGCCACACUACGUAUGCAACCUAGACCAGGCCUUAGGCCAACUGGCAUAGUACAAAACCAGCCCAAUCAGCUGAGACUUCAACUCCAACAUAGGCUUCAAGCACAGCAGAAUCGCCAGCCACUUAUGAAUCAAAUCAGCAAUGUCUCCAAUAUGAACCUGACCCUGAGGCCUGGAGUACCAACACAGGGACCUAUCAAUGCACAGAUGCUGGCCCAAAGACAGAGAGAGAUCCUGAACCAACACCUACGGCAGAGACAAAUGCAUCAGCAGCAGCAAGUUCAGCAACGAACUCUGAUGAUGCGAGGACAAGGGUUGAAUAUGACACCAAGUAUGGUAGCCUCUGGUGGCAUACCAGCAACUAUGAGCAACCCCAGGAUUCCCCAGGCAAAUGCCCAGCAGUUUCCAUUUCCUCCAAACUACGGAAUAAGUCAGCAGCCUGAUCCAGGCUUCACUGGGGCAACAACUCCCCAGAGUCCCUUGAUGUCCCCUCGAAUGGCACAUACCCAGAGUCCCAUGAUCCAGCAGUCUCAAGCCAACCCUGCCUAUCAGUCCUCUUCAGAGAUGAAUGGGUGGGCACAGGGAAACAUGGGCGGAAACAGCAUGUUUUCACAACAGUCCCCGCCACACUUUGGGCAACAAGCAAACACCAGCAUGUACAAUAACAAUAUGAACAUCAGUGUCUCCAUGGCGACCAAUACAAGUGGUAUGAACAACAUGAAUCAGAUGACAGGACAGAUCAGCAUGACCUCAGUGACCUCUGUGCCUACGUCAGGGUUGUCCUCCAUGGGUCCUGAGCAGGUUAAUGACCCUGCUAUGAGAGGAGGCAAUCUUUUUCCAAACCAGCUGCCUGGGAUGGAUAUGAUUAAGCAGGAGGGAGAUGCAUCACGGAAAUAUUGCUGACCCUAAAGGCUGCUUGUGGCUCUUUCUUUCUUCAGCAACCUGGGCUCUUACCAGUUGGAAGAGCUGGCUGCCUUUGUUUUGACCCAGCUGACCUGCAAGCCAGUUUUGCUGGAGCAAGAUCAGCUUCAUCAUAACUACAGACAGGACUCAGCUGAUUCCCAAAUCGGAGUCAAAACGGCUGUUGCAGGAGGAGCAGCCUCUUCUUUGACAGUCUGAAGCUCGCGUACAGACAUUGCUCAGUCUGUUCACUGCAUUCACCUUAGUGCAACUUAGAUCUCUCCUGCGAAGUAAAUGUUGACAGGCAAUUUUCAUAACCAUGUCAGAUUGAAUGUAUUUAAAUGUAUGUAUUUAAGGAAAACAACCAUGCUCUUGUUCUGUUCCUGUUUGGUUCUAGACACUGGUUUCUCACUUGAUUUUCCCUGGCUAAUCAGUCUGGUGCAAAGAAUUGUGGUUUCAUUUGGAAAACCGCGUUUUAAGCUAAAGUCUGCAAUUUGGGAAAGAAGCAGGGCAGACACUGGGGAUGGCACUGUAUGCACAGAGAUGCCUGUUAAGUUGAUCAAUUUACAAAAGGUCUUAGAAGAUAGCUGGACCUUUUUGAAAGCGCUGAGGCUCCUUCUGGAAUGGGUUUCCAUUCACCCAACAGGCAGCAAAGGGCCUAUGGCCAGGCUCUUCAUAUUUAGAAGUACUUUCCUUUUUUUUCUAUAAUAGAAAACCAGCCAUCUCACAGAAAUCAUGAAGCCAGAAGAAAUGUCUUUGUUUUCCUCUUCUACUCCCCACCUGACCCCACCCAAUUAAGUUAACUGUAGACUUGAUUUCGAGAUCUUUUAAAUCCACUUGAAUUAAUUAAUAUGCAUUACUCUGGCUUUGAGAUCUUUACCCCAGAAGGCCCUACCCCCAACCCCACUGUAGGGAAGAAACCAGGUCAGCCCUUACAUGUCAUUAGGUGUUUGAGUAGGUGCCAGCAGCCUAUCACAUGCCUGCCCGUUGCUGAAUCCUGAAUUUCGGAAAACCAGGACAGGCACCUCUAUGAAGUAUAUUCAUUCCUGUUCUCAAACUCCCCUGGCCUACAGUAUUGGGGGAGGUGUAGGGUGAGAGGUGGGGAGUGGCGGGGGAGACAGGGAAGGUAAAAAACAGUGUGUUUAGAAUUUAUGGCAGAGAUCACUACAAAUUUAGCCGUCAUCAUCAUGUGUUUUUAUUUUGUUUCUUAGCCUCGAUGAUUAAGCUGAAGUUUUGUAAGGUACAUGAAAUCCAGUUUAUAUGUAAACAAGCAAUAAUUUAAGUUGAGAACUUAAGCGUUUUAAUUGUAUGAUUUUUUUUGUGAGGUAUACAUGUUGUGGAAUUGAUUCAAAAUGAGGUACUUCAGUAUUAAAUUAGAGAUCUUCAUAGCAAUGUGUCUCCUAAAGGUGUUUUGUAAAGGAUCCCAAUGCCUUGAAUAGACCUAAUUUGUAGGCUUAAGACUUUUUAUUUUCUAAACCUUGUGAUUCUGCUCAUAAAUCAUUUAUCUAAUCUAUAUGAUAUGCAGCCACUGUAGGAACCAAUUCUUGAUUUUUAUAUGUUUAUAAUUCUUUCUUAAUAAAUCUUAGAGAAACUAUGUUACUAAAGCCAACCACUUUUAUGGUGGUUUUUCUUGCCCACUGUGGUGCAUGAGUAACCUUUUACUAACUGGCUUCGGUUUCUGAGGACUGAAUACCAAGAAACUGGAGGCUUUUGGGGAGCUAUUUCUUCCCCAAUCCCUGACACAAAUACUUUCUUAUUUCACCUUCAGAAUAAUGUCUUUUUUUGAUGUCUAAAAUGCAGUGCAUUUUAUAUCUGAUUAGCCAGGCCUUUUAGGAACAAAGGAGUUUUUCCUUGCAAUUUGAUUGUUUAUCUGGCCGGGUGAAAAUUACCCCUAUUAUAUUUAUAUCUCUCUAUAUAAUGUGAAAAUAGGGAAAGUAUAUAGCGAGAUAUAAGCCCAAAGAGAUGAUAAAGAUAGUCCCAAAGUGUUGGUCCACACUGAGGAAAUAAUUCUGGAAUUCUGCAUUUCAAUACAUUUGUUUCUGAUUGAGGGAGAUGUUAAUGAUACAGGGAGGUGGCUAGGGAUCAGUACCUUGGAGAGGUCACUACUUCAUAUGUCCCACUUGAAAGGCUGAGCUUAGUCAAGCCAUUGGAUUGUCUGGCUGAGGUAGGAGAGUAAGCAGCAGUUGGCCCUGAACUCCAUGACCUCAUUGAUAUACUGAGAUUUGUAGUACAUCUUCAUUAAUGUGACCAGUUUAAAACUUUAUUUAUAGAACAAAAAGAAUUUUUGUUUCACAUGACCCAAGAGGAGAUGGGGUUUUGAUCUUUUUUCUUUGGGGGGGGUGGGGGUGGGACAUACAGUUCCUUUUUCAGUUGAUGCCGUCCAUGAGAGGCUCUCUUUUUGCUAAUUAAUGGAUUGCUGAUCUCAUUGUUAUAUUGGUUCCAAUCCUGAUAAACCUGCAGGCCGGUUUUGUUUGUAAAUUAGACUGUUUCCUAACCAUUGCUCUUUGGAAGGUAAUGAGAUUGUAUGUAAUCUUAUGGCUCAGAUCAAGUAAUGGAGCUUUGCUUUACAUGGAAUUAAGGAGGAAAAAAUUGAGUGAAGGAAUCAUCUGAUCAUAUUGAUCAUACUCAAACAGGAAAAUCAAAGCCAAAUCAAUUCCCUUCAUCAUCAGUAUUUCCCAUUCUAUACACAGUAAAUUUGUUUGACAGAGUACUUGGUUUUUGUUUAAUAGAACAAAUAAUCAGUGUUCUACUAUAUUACUAAAUGUGAAGGACACAUAAUGUGAAAAGUAUACAUACAUAAACUUGGUUGUUUGACCCAUUUAAGUGUUCAUGUAACGUGGUGAGUUUAAAAAGUGAAGUGAGCUGUUUUAUUACAAUGAAUUAAUUUGUUUGCACUUAAAGUUGAAAAUAUUGCCCCCACCCCGUCUUCUGCUAUCUUUUUUGGCCUGUAUUAAAUGAAAGCAAUGUUUUUGCAGUUUAUAUAAUGCAAUUUUUAAUCUGUGUUUAAAAAUGGAGUUCGUCUGGGCUUAACACAUGAAAUGGGUGGCACAGUUAGUUCCACUUGCAGAACCCAAAGAUACACAAUCAGUUUUGAAAUGCAACUUAAGCCAUUAAUUAAUUGUUGGUGUGAAUUUAAAGUUUUCUAGUAUUUGUAUGGUAGUGUGCUGCCUAAGAGCAAAAGCAUUCUGUGCACAGAAGAAAAUUACUGUAGUGGCUUUGCUUUGAAUUAGAAUUUUCUCCCUGGUGUUUCUUUAUAGACUAAAACAAAACCUUUUAAGUUUCAUACUACAGGUAAAAGCUAUGUGCAAGAACCUCAAAAUGCUAAAAUCUAGCAUAAUGCCUUAGAUCUGUUUUUAAGUCUUGUAUAUUCCUACAUAGGUGUCUGAUGUAUUAUAUUUGUAUAGUGAAUUGUGUACAAUUUUGGAAUAAGUGCAUCAUCACUUUCCUUUAUGUUGUGAAACAGUGAUGAUGACACAUUUCUUCAAACAUUUAACUGUCCUUUUUUUUCUUUGUCAUUUGUGGGUUUUAUUUGUACAGUUCCUCAUGAAGUUGCAUCUGAAAUGUGUGUAUAUGAAAAGAUUAUACAAGGGUAAAAUUAAGCAAUAUAUUAACUAUGGUUCUUCAGGAGAAAGCUUACAAUGUUUGGGUUGUGAUUUACUUUCAAAACGGAGUUGACUCUGAACAUCACCUUGUUCACCUGCAUCGAUGUUUGUAUUUCUAGUGUGAGCAGUUUAUGCAAAGGUAGAUAUAUUCAGAGACAUUUUAAAUACAUUUAUGCAAGUUAAUAUUGCUUUGCUGAUGCUAUUUGCUUAUUUGAUGUUAAAUAAUGCUAUUGUAAAUAAAGACUGUUGUUAUUGCAUCAUUUAAUAAAUUUUAAUGCCUUCGGGUUUUACAUGGCUUUA